Messenger RNA from Mesitornis unicolor (brown roatelo), 816 nucleotides. Its product is annotated as sesquipedalian-1-like. The record is from RefSeq and is a predicted model, not a curated record. Bases 1 to 816 code for a protein of 271 amino acids. NCBI's taxonomy places the organism in Eukaryota, Metazoa, Chordata, Aves, Mesitornithiformes, Mesitornithidae. Gene Ontology annotation, cellular component: recycling endosome; trans-Golgi network; early endosome. Gene Ontology annotation, biological process: receptor recycling; endosome organization; retrograde transport, endosome to Golgi. The transcript has a single exon.
AUGAAGCUGAACGAGCGGAGCGUGGCCCAUUACGCCACCUGCGACUCUCCUGCCGACCAUGCCGGCUUCCUCCGCAAGCGUGUGGAGCGACACCACCACCAUGCCCACCACCACCACGCCACCUCCUACCAGCGCCGCUGGUUCGUCCUCAAGGGCAACCUCCUCUUCUACUUUGAGGAGCGGGAGAGCCGGGAGCCCGUGGGGCUGGUGGUGCUGGAGGGCUGCACCGUGGAGCUGUGUGAGGCUGCCGAGGAGUUUGCCUUCGCCAUCCGCUUCGACGAUGCUGGCGCCAGGGCCUACGUGCUGGUGGCCGACGGCCAGGCUGCCAUGGAGGCCUGGGUGAAGGCGCUCUCGCGGGCCAGCUUCGACUACAUGCGGCUGGUGGUGAGGGAGCUGGAGAAGCAGCUGGAAGAGGCCUGCAAGAGCUUGGCCGCUUGCCGCAAGUCUCCACGGAGGUCCUCCUCCUCUGGCAGGAAGAGGCACCUCUCCAACCCGGCCUUGCUGCCUCUCCAGGAGAAGCCCGCCGUCCUGGAGAAUGGUUACUCCACAUGGGGCAGUGGUGGUGGCGUCCCUGGCGGGGCCACCUGCCCUGACCGUGAUGAGGGGCACGCGAAGCCCCCACCCCUGCCUCCGCGCCGGCGCUCGGUCGCCAGCAGUGCGGCAGGUUCUCCAUCGUCUGGUCUCUUGCCAGCCAUGCCAGAGAGCCCGGUGUCACCGGAGACGGCCUGCUUCUCCAAGCUGCACAGCUGGUAUGGGCAGGAGAUUGCGGUGCUGAGACGGGAGUGGCAGGAGAGGCAGAAGAGGGGACACCCGUGA